Rhagoletis pomonella (apple maggot) is the source of this 889-nucleotide messenger RNA. RefSeq lists its product as uncharacterized. NCBI's taxonomy places the organism in Eukaryota, Metazoa, Arthropoda, Insecta, Diptera, Tephritidae. The record is from RefSeq and is a predicted model, not a curated record.
ACGGUUGGAUUUAUAGCUAAUGGAAUAACAGGUGCUAUUUUCGCAUCUACUCCUCGUCAGACUGAAGCUGGCCUGGGAACGAUCGAUACCUCCCCGCUUCGCACCCGCUCGGGGAUCUUACGUACUGAGAAGCCACGCAAGCGUAUACGCACAUUACGCACAACUGCGCCAACAAUCGCCCCUAUUGGUGAAGAGAGACCACAGGUAACUUGGUGCCCUAUAACGUACCCCUUAGCAACACACGGAGUUGGUGGUUUAAAUCCAUUGCCGGAUAUUCAUGCGUAUAGGAGGGCUCAAUAUUCUUGGGAAGGUGGAGUCGGUCGGUAUAGGUCGACAUAAUACGGGAGGUAUUUUUUCAAACGCAUACUUGAACAGGAUAGUGGGGGCGUUUAAUAGCACGGCAUCCGUGAUGUCUGCUUACGUCAACAACUUUGCAAAUCCUACUAAUUCGUAACAAAUUCCUCUGACACGCUCGUCCUAUGCAGAUAUAACUCUGUCGUCCUCACAGAGUUCACCAAGUAAUGUCGAAGGACCUACCGUCCUUUAUUCUGGUAAUCCUGAAGAGUGGCCCGUCUUUAUCACGAAUUUUGAACAGUCUACGGAAAGAUGCGGUUUCACUGAGCAGGAAAACCUUAUACGUUUGCAAAGGUGCCUCAAUAGCCCGGCAUUCGAAGCCGUGUGGGGGAAAAUUGAUGAUGCCUAGUACGGUAUCGCUUGCCAUCGAAACGAUGCGGAUGCUUUACGGGCGACCUGAUGUUAUACAUCAUAUCUUGCAACGGAUUGCAGCAUCCGAUUGUGAAAAUGGAAAAGAUGGAUACUUUAAUAAACUUUGCUCUGGCGGUGCAGAAUUACCGCGCGAUCGGGCUCAGCGAUUAUUUGAACUAGGGAU